Messenger RNA from Pseudovirgaria hyperparasitica, 3175 nucleotides. RefSeq names its product ARM repeat-containing protein. Gene Ontology annotation, cellular component: kinetochore; spindle pole; microtubule plus-end. Gene Ontology annotation, biological process: mitotic spindle organization; establishment or maintenance of microtubule cytoskeleton polarity; microtubule polymerization. The record is from RefSeq and is a predicted model, not a curated record. The transcript is spliced from 4 exons. Gene Ontology annotation, molecular function: microtubule plus end polymerase activity; microtubule plus-end binding. NCBI's taxonomy places the organism in Eukaryota, Fungi, Ascomycota, Dothideomycetes, Acrospermales, Acrospermaceae. The coding region runs from base 236 to 2896 and encodes 886 amino acids.
CUUAAGCCUCUUUGCUACUCCACCAAACAACCCAACGACACUCCGUAUUUCUAUACUCAUACCCAACUUAUCCCUAAGAGUGCGCCUCUGGUGCUAUUGAACCUUCGCUCGCGAUUCCGGUAAUAAGAGUACUGAGCGAAGGAUCCAGGCCGUUGCUCAUUCGUACAGACUCCGGUUAAGCCCACAGAAAACCCCGCCUCGUCCGCCUUUACCCUCACAACAGUUCGUCGCAACUAUGGCGGAUGGUGAGGAUGAUUUCAGUCAACUUCCUCUGUCAGACCAGUUCAUACAUAAGAACUGGAAAGCUCGAAAAGGUGGAUAUGAAGCUGCCACCAAAGCCUUUGAUGUGGCCCAGACAGAGAAUGAUCCACUAGUGAGACAAUUUGUGUCUGACUCGGGAAUCUGGAAGGGAGUUGUAGCAGAUUCAAAUGUUGCGGCACAACAGGAAGGUUUGGCUGCACUGUGCUCAUUUCUUCAGAUCGCGGGCAAGGACGGCUGCACGAGGACAAGGAAAGAGACCAUUGCACCCAUUGUCGAAAAAGGUCUCACAGGACGACCUGCUGCAAAGCAAAGAGCACAAGAGGCUAUAUUACUAUAUAUCGAGCUUGAUAAGGCAGAUCCCAUUAUUGAAGAGCUCCUCGCCCUGCUUUCGCAUAAGCAACCAAAGGUCAUCGCUGCAACUCUAGGCGCUCUCACUGCUGCUUAUCACGCUUAUGGGUGUAAAACUAUCGAUCCUAAGCAGACCCUGAAAGUGCUUCCAAAGGUGUACGGACAUGCGGACAAAAAUGUACGAGCGGCCGCACAAGAGCUCACUGUCGAAUUUUACAGGUGGCUCAAGGACUCAAUGAAGCCAUUAUUCUGGAAUGAUCUCAAGCCCGUGCAGCAGCAGGACCUCGAUAAAUUGUUCGAGAAAGUAAAAGAUGAGCCAACUCCGAGACAAGAACGACUGCUCCGGACUCAACAAGCUGCUCCCCCGCCAGCAGCUGCAGUCGCAGGUCCAGGUGGCGGUGACGAGGGCUAUGAGGACGAACUACCUGAAGAGGCCGAGGACCUCGAGCUAGCAGUAGAUGUGAUGCCAAAGGUACCUAAGGACUUCGAGGAGAGACUAGGCUCGUCCAAGUGGAAAGAUAGGAAAGAAGCCCUCGACGAACUUCACACUGCAAUCAACGUACAAAAAAUGGAAGAAGGUCCUUUUGACAAUAUCAUGCGGGGGCUCGCCAAAUCGAUGAAGGAUGCCAAUAUUGCGGUCGUUACAGUGGCAGCUAAUUGUAUUGAACUCUUCGGCCGGGGACUGAGACGUAGCUUCGCGAAGUACCGAUCCACUGUUAUGGGUCCCAUGAUGGAAAGACUCAAAGAGAAGAAACAAGCUGUGGCUGAUGCCAUCGGCUCGGCUUUGGACGCCGUGUUUGCAUCGACAAGUUUUAAUGACUGCCUAGAAGAGAUUUUAGAGUUCCUCAAACAUAAGAAUCCCCAGGUAAAGUUGGAGUCGACAAAAUUCCUCAUUCGGUGUUUGAAGAGCACGAAAGCCGCGCCGGAACUCGCUCAAGUCAAGUCCAUUGCAGAUGCUUCAACCAAGCUUCUCACCGAGAGUCAGGAGGUUCAGCGAAAUGCCGGCGCAGAAGUGCUUGGUACUCUUUGGAAAAUCAUGGGUGACCGCAUCAUGAACGCACAUCUCGAGGGACUUGAUGAGAUCCGGAAGACCAAGAUAAAGGAGUAUCACGACGCCGCUGAAGUUAAGGCUAAGUACAAGCCAAAAGCUGCAGUGCCUCCAAAGCCGGCACCUGCUGCAGCUGGCAAGAGGCCGGUUGGCAAAAAACCUAUGGCGAAAAAGCCAACGCCCGCUGCAGCACCUCCAGCUGAAGAUACAGCGCCUCUAGCACCGAAACCGACCAGCCGCCCUGGGGUGUCAAAACUAGGUCCACCCAAGUCAGGUCUCACAGCGCCGUCAGGUUUAAGGGCACCUGGACUUGCAAAGAAGGCACCUGGCCUACCUCUGCCAGGCACUUCGACAGCUUCACCUAAACGGCAGGGCUUUAUUGGCGCCCCCGCGACUCGCGAGCUUAGCCCGGAGGAGGAGGAUUAUGCACCCCCAGCGGCACCUAAAUUUGGUCUCGGUCGAGGUCUGGCAGGGAGACCGCUUGGUAAGCCAGCAGUAUCCGAGGCUCCACCACCUCCUGUGGUCUCGGGACUCGCAGCUGCUGACCGAGCCGAACUUGAUGAACUCCGAAUGGAGGUUGAACGCCUACGGAAACAGACGGAAGACCUAAGAUCGGAUCGUACCAGACUGUCGUCACAAAUACACGAGCUUCAAAAUCAAAACGCUCAGCUCAUUGAGGAUCAUACACGCGAUGUGCUAAGCAUCAAAGCCAAGGAAACACAGCUGGUACGUGCAAGGUCUGAUGCUGACGCUGCCGAGCAGCUCGUGGCCACUCAGCAGCGGGAAGUAGACCGCUUGAAACGCGAGCUCAGCCGACAGAUCCGCGCAACCUCUCCUGCCCCAUACGAUGCAAGUGAGCAGAUUCUGUCUGACACUGGUAUGAAUGGAUCUGUUGGUGGUCGUUUUGGUGACAGUGGUUAUGAAGGUGCCGCUGUAGGUCGGUACCGUGCCAGCAGGACUUACGGAGGAGCAGGCGCUGCCAGUCCUGGAGGGGAAGGUAAGGAGAACUUUAGUGAUGGAAGAUCUUCGAAGCUGAGUCCGCUACGCGGUUCAGGUUCAGGAUUUAGAGCAUCUGCCUCCAUUUCGUCUAGCUCUGGUGGUAGAGCAUCUCCUGCAGACAUGGGCGCCAGCACAAACGGCGCAGAGAGCUGGAAGAGGGCUGCAGAAGUCACUCAGAACCUCAAGGAGAGAAUAGCAUUGAUGAAGGCAAAGCAAGCUGCUCGGAAUCAAGGGCAGUAGUUCAAGAGGUCUUGCGUUUAUGAUGGCAUUUGCGCUGGCGUUAGGGUCGACGAAUGAUGUAUGGAUGGUGAUGAAGAGCGUCGGACAAACUGUAUGACAGGGAAAUGCUUUUUGUUUGUUCCGUUUCCGAAUGACUGACAUCUGGUGUCGUCUUGUAGCAUUCAGAUGGUGCCGAACCUGGUAGAGCGCUGGAGUAGCAUUAUACCAAUACUUUUUUCUGGGGCGUUGGUCUUAGGAUUUAGGACCGUCCACAGAGCUUAUUUUGAAUUUGUUAACCUU